Paramormyrops kingsleyae is the source of this 648-nucleotide messenger RNA. Lineage: Eukaryota; Metazoa; Chordata; Actinopteri; Osteoglossiformes; Mormyridae. The record is from RefSeq and is a predicted model, not a curated record.
CCCAUCAUUGUCAGUAGAUACUAUAUUUGCCCCCCCCCAACCUUCCCCCAGGUAUCUGCAGCUCCUUGAUGGCAAGGAAAACUACCCCUGUUUGGUUGAUGCAGAGGACGAUGUAAUAUCCUUCCCGCCAAUAACCAACACCGAGAAGACCAAGAUGAGGAAGAGCACAAGAGAGCUGUUGUUAGAGGUGACCAGUGCUAUCAAUCUCCAGACCUGCAAAGAUGUAAUGGAUGCUCUGAUUGUGAAAAUGGCAGAGCUAAACAAGGCUACACUCGAGCUAAAAGAAGAAAUUGUGCCUGAGGAUGUGGAGCCGGAUUUGGUGCACAGUGAGCAGCCCUUGGGGACAGUGUCAGAAGCCAUGAACGACGCCGUCUCAUCUGAGCUAGUGGUGCAGCAAGUUCGGGUUGUGGAUUUGGAGGGAAACCUCAGGGUUGUCUAUCCCUCCAAAACAGACCUCAAUGUCACUGUUAGCAACCUGACUGUCAUUCGAUAGGAGUCGAAAAGACCUUGGGGAAGCGUAUUGUUUUUUAUUUCAAAUUUGUAUCCUAAUUUUUUCGAUUGUCCCAUCAUUCAGCCGUGAGAAACAAAAUGUUUGAGAAUUUGAUGAUAUAGCAAUUUAAUUGGAAUAAAGUCAUCAGUGAAAAGGUG